Molecule: messenger RNA, 2158 nt
Organism: Solenopsis invicta (red fire ant)
Lineage: Eukaryota; Metazoa; Arthropoda; Insecta; Hymenoptera; Formicidae
Product: facilitated trehalose transporter Tret1
Exons: 4
Coding region: 264-1661 (465 amino acids)
Biological process (GO): transmembrane transport
Cellular component (GO): membrane
Molecular function (GO): transmembrane transporter activity
Source: RefSeq, a predicted model, not a curated record
UUAUAUAACGGUAAACCUUGUUUAUAAUUUUUAGUAAUUUCAAAGUCUUUGCCUUAUAUUGAUACAAACCGUAUUUGUCAUGUGGCAUUUUCGCAUCUGGACACGCUAAAGCAUUUGCAUCUGCGUUACAUUUAUUCAAUCUCCGCGUGCUAACUUGGUGUACUGAAGAUGAUCUAAAUUGCGGAUCGAUCGAAACGUUUUGAAGUACAACGCAGUAUUUUGUCAAGAAGUCUCAGUCACAAACAGUCAUUAGACACAUUACGAUGAAGUACAGGAUACAAAAGAAAAAAAGUAAAAAAAUACAAUGGCCUCAAUGGAUUGCUGCUAUCGGAGUUAAUCUUCUUCAGCUGCAAAUGGGAUUGAUAGAGGUUUGGAGUUCACCGUAUAUUGCGUAUCUGACUUCCCCUGAAUCUCACAUCCCUAUGACAAUAGACGAGGCCUCCUGGGUAGUUUCUCUAUUAAACUUAGGCAGGCUAAUUGGCGCCGUUUCUGGUCCUGUUGCAAUCAACUAUCUCGGUACUAAAACAACGGUCUUCGUGACGAGUUUACCAAUAACUAUAUGUUGGCUCUUUAUAAUUGUGGCUAAUCGAGUGGAAUGGCUCUACGCAGCCAGGUUACUAGCUGGCAUCAGUAUAGGAAAAAUGUACAACUGCAUCCCGCUUUACCUGGGCGAGAUCGCGGAUCCUACCAUUCGCGGAGCUCUAGGUGUCUUAGCUGUAAGUGGAUUAUCAGUAGGCAACCUAAUAAUGAGCAUCAUGGGUGCAUAUUUAAGUAUGACGAUGAGCGCUAUCAUAUGCUUCGUCCUAUGCUUCAUACUGAUAGUCAUUUUCAUUUGGUUACCCGAAUCGCCGCACCAUUUUGUCAAGAUUAAAGAGGAAAAUAAAGCACGAGCAUCGAUACUCUGGUAUCACCGUGAUUGCGACGUGGAUUCGGAGUUGCAAGCGCUAAAAGACUUCAUCGAAAAGAACAGAAAUUUACCAUUCACGGACGUUAUAAAAGAAUUCAAAAUUCCGUACAUUUGGAAAGCGCUACUGCUCGUGUCCAUGCUGUUCAUAUAUCUUCAGUUGUGCGGCAUCAACAAUGUGCUAUUCUAUUUGGAAACCAUCCUGCGAAACGCCAAAGAAAUCAUCAUAGACCCGUCGGUGAUCGUAAUCAUUGUCACCGCUAUCGGAAUUGUUGGCUCCAUGCUCUCCAUAUUCCUGAUCGAUAAGUUCGGCAGACGGAUACUGAUGAUCAUCUCCAGCUUAGCUAUCACAAUCUCGCUAAUCUGCCUGGGUACACAAUAUGAGCUUCUCGACGCAGGAUAUAAUCCCGCCAAUCUUCAGGCUCUAGUCAUUUUUGCGGUGUUGCUCUUUCAGAUAUCUUUAUACUUUGGCAUCGCUUCGAUACCCAACAUAGUAUUGGGCGAGAUCUUUCCGCCACAUGUUAAGUGCGUAGCCGGCUGUUUCGCGAGCGUCAUCGGUGGGAUAUUUUCCUUCAUCUCUACCUCAACAUAUGAGCCUCUAAUCGAUUUGAUCACGGAAAAAUAUUUAUUCUACUUAUACGCUUUGCUAUUGGUAACCGCUGUACCGUACACCUAUUUCUGCAUGCCUGAGACUAAGGGCAAGUCGUUGCAGCAGAUUCAAGAAAAAUUGAUUGGAAAAUCUGAACCGAAAUGUUAAGCUCGACUACAUUGAUGAUCCUGAUAAUCAUUAAUAUAUUUAUAGGAUCUACAGGAACCUCGUAGCAAAAUUAUAACUUGAUUUCUUACAUUUAUUACAAGAGUAUUUUCAUGAUACGUCCGUCGGUGCUGAGUAAUGCUGCGGUACCAAUAAUAAUCUAACAAAUUGCAAACACAAUGAAAUAUUUUCACUUUGAUUGAACAAAGCUGAAUCAUUUUAUAGGAGAAUAAAAGUUGUAGAUUCAUGAAAAGCAUCUAACAAAUAUGUAAUGAUAUUUAUUUAUUUCUAUUCAUUGUAUAUUAUCUCUGCACAUGCAUUAAACUGUGAAAAUAAUUUAAUUCGUUAUUUUAUUAAUUAUAUAUGUGUAUUAUUUAAUUACUAGAGAAUAGAGAUAGUAAUAGAGAUAAGUACUGAAACACAUAUUUAUUUGUAAGAUAUCCGAGGGGGAAUUCACAACCCAAAAUUUUGUACACCAAUGCCGAUUUUUGGCAUUGCUG